Messenger RNA from Plasmodium gallinaceum, 1101 nucleotides. Its product is annotated as fam-g protein. Bases 1 to 1101 code for a protein of 366 amino acids. The transcript is spliced from 2 exons. The record is from RefSeq and is a predicted model, not a curated record. Lineage: Eukaryota; Apicomplexa; Aconoidasida; Haemosporida; Plasmodiidae.
AUGUGGGUAACUAAAGAAGUAAGGAAAGAAAACAUCUUGGACACAGACGAAAAUAAAAUAAAAAAUAUAUAUAUCAUUGACUACCUUCAUAAAAAUCCGUACGAUGUAUGGCAGAUAGAUACUACUCCAUUUUUACGGGAGGAAUUUAAUAAAGAAACAAGUGGAAUGGACCCUAAAUGGAGAGACCAAAAAUGGAAUAAUGAUUGGAAUAGAAUUUCAGCUAACAAAGUUAAUGAUCUAUCUUCAAUAUAUCAUCGAAGUGAUAUAUCAGAAGAAGAAAAAGAAAAAUUAAUUUAUUGUGCUGAGAAAGAACUCUACAUGCUAUUCGUGAAAUUUUUAGGCGAAUGUAAGAAAGAGAUGAUAGACAAUAAAACAGGAUCCGAAUCUAAGAAUGAGAUAAUAGACAAUAAAAAAGAAUCCGAAUCUAAGAAUGAGAUGACAGACAAUAAAACAGAAUCCGAAUCUAAGAAUGAGAUGACAGACAAUCAAACAGGAUCCGAAUCUAUGAAUGAGAUAAUAGACAAUAAAACAGAAUCCGAAUCUAAGAAUGAGAUGACAGACAAUAAAACAGAAUCCGAAUCUAAGAAUGAGAUGACAGACAAUAAAACAGAAUCCGAAUCUAAGAAUGAGAUGACAGACAAUAAAACAGAAUACGAAUAUAAUAAAGAGAUGACAGAAAAUAAAUCAGAAUCCGAAUCUAAGAAUGAGAUGACACACAAUCAAACAGGGUCCGAAUCUAUGAAUGAGAUAAUAGACAAUGAAACAGAAUCCGAAUCUAAGAAUGAGAUAACAGACAAUAAAUCAGAAUACGAAUAUAAUAAUGGGAUAAUAGACAAUAAAACAGGAUCUGAAUCUAAGAAUGAGAUAAUAGACAAUAAAACAGAAUUCGAAUAUAAGAAUGAGAUGACAGAAAAUAAAUCAGAAUCCGAAUCUAAGAAUGAGAUGACAGACAAUAAAACAGAAUCAGAAUCUGAGAAAGAUAUGAGAGACAAUAAAACAGAAUGUGAAUCUAGAAAAGAGCAGGAAACAAAUGAAAUAAAAAAUUAUAAAAAAAAAAUUUCGAAAUUGAUUAUUGUUUUGAUAUUCUUAAGGAGAAUAUAA